CCUGCCGAGCGCCUGCGCGCCGGGCGCCAUGGCCACGCCGGCCAAGCGCAGGGCCCAGCCCCGAGCCGCCGAGAGCUGCUCGGAGCCCGAGUCGGAAGCGGAGUCGGGCUCCUCGUCGGGCUCCUCGUCGGGCUCCUCGUCGGAAGAGGAGGAGGAGAGGAUCGGUGAGGAGGUGAAUAUUGAGUUUGAAGCACAUUCCAUAUCUGACAAUGACUACAAUGGGAUAAAGAAAUUACUACAACAGUUGUUUCUAAAAGCUCCUGUUAACACUGCUGAGUUAACGGAUAUAUUAAUACAACAGAAUCAUGUUGGAAGUAUUAUUAAGCAAGCAGAAGUCCAAGAAGACAGUAGUGACGAUGAUGAAGAUGAUGAUGAAGUCUUUGGUUUUAUAAGCUGCUUAAACUUAACGGAAAGAAAGGGUACACAGUGUGCUGAGCAAAUCAAAGAGCUGAUUCUAAGCCGGUGUGAGAAGAGCUGUGAACAGCAUGUGGUUGAACAACUGGAUAAGCUCCUCAAUGACAGUACUAAGCCUGUGGGUCUUCUCCUCAGUGAAAGAUUCAUUAACGUGCCACCACAGAUUGCUCUGCCCAUGCACCAGCAGCUUCAGAAAGAGUUGACUGAAGCACAGAGAACAAACAAACCUUGUGGAAAGUGCCACUACUAUCUUCUUAUCAGCAAGACCUUUACAGAAGCCACAAAGAGCAAUUCAAAGAAGAGGGGAAAGGGAAAUCAGCAGAAGGAAGAAUUAAUGUUUGCAAAUGCAGAGGAGGAAUUCUUUUAUGAGAAAGCCCUUCUGAAGUUCAGCUACUCUGUGCAAGAGGAAAGUGACACUUGUUUGGGCGGGAGAUGGUCCUUUGAUGAUGUCCCAAUGAAACCUUGGAGGACUGUUAUGAUAGUUGCAGCUGAUGGAAUGAAUGUCAUUAUGGAUAAACUCAAAGACUAUCUCUCACUCUGAGCAUUUCUAUGAACACCAUUUUUUGUAAAGCAGCCAUGCAGAACUGUGACUUCACAAUCUUCUCAGACUGUUCUAGAGUUAAUGGUUUUGUGCUCCUCAAAUGCUUCAUCUGUGCACUUCGAAGACAAGUAGUUGGUACAACUAAAAAUAUCCAUCAAAUUGCUAUGUUUAAAUAUUGUAUCUUAUUACAGUUUGGUAUAAUCCUUAAGCAGUCAAUAAAACCCCAGUGUUACAAGGAAA
Molecule: messenger RNA, 1195 nt
Organism: Apus apus (common swift)
Lineage: Eukaryota; Metazoa; Chordata; Aves; Apodiformes; Apodidae
Gene: BCCIP
Product: BRCA2 and CDKN1A interacting protein
Exons: 7
Coding region: 29-955 (308 amino acids)
Cellular component (GO): nucleus
Source: RefSeq, a predicted model, not a curated record